Molecule: messenger RNA, 938 nt
Organism: Octopus sinensis (East Asian common octopus)
Lineage: Eukaryota; Metazoa; Mollusca; Cephalopoda; Octopoda; Octopodidae
Product: TWiK family of potassium channels protein 7-like
Exons: 3
Coding region: 1-750 (249 amino acids)
Biological process (GO): stabilization of membrane potential; potassium ion transmembrane transport
Cellular component (GO): membrane
Molecular function (GO): potassium ion leak channel activity
Source: RefSeq, a predicted model, not a curated record
AUGUACACCACCAGAAAGACCAGCAUCGAGGUUGAUAAACUGGAUGGUGUGGAAGUUAUGUCACAUCCAGCCUUUAGUCCACACAUUGCUCCAUCUGACUACGGUCUUGUCCGAUUCGAUGCAGCUCUUUAUGAAAGUUAUGGUCAUGUGGCUCCGAAAACCCCUUAUGGACGCAUCGUCACAAUAUUCUACGCUGUGCUUGGCAUCCCGUUGACGUUGCUAUGUCUAACAAACAUAGGAAACUUGAUGGCUGAUGGCUUCCGGAUCCUCUAUGGAAAAAUAUGUUGUGGAUUAUGCUGUCUCCUAUUUAAACCUCGACGAUACGGCAGAAGAAGAAGAAGACACAUGCACGACCCAGAAUUCUGCAACUGUGAGAUAAUGGAACGCAAAGUGGAGAAGAGCAACGAGGUGGUACAGGUGCCGACCUCUCUCUGCAUCCUCCUGAUCGCGGCCUACAUCUUCGCGGGGGCCCUCCUGUUCUCGCUGUGGGAGAAAUGGGACUACCUGACCGGAUCGUACUUCUGUUUCAUCACGCUAAGCACGAUCGGCUUCGGCGACAUCGUGCCAGGGACCGACAUCAAGUCCUGGUCCCAGCAGGAGAAACUCGUGCUGUGCGCCCUCUACCUGGUCAUCGGUCUGUCGCUGAUCGCUAUGUGCUUCAAUCUGGUGCAGGAGGACGUGAAGGCCAAGUGCCGUUGGUUGGGACGAAAAUUUGGUAUCAUCGAUAAAGAUGACACCAGCAUGAACUGAACAGAGGUGGAGCAGUGUGUAAGUGGCAGUGAUGGUGGCACGGAGGUGGUGGGAACCUGUUGGAGGUGGCUAUUCUUAUCUAUUUUUUUGUUUGGUUUUUUUAAUUACACACUCUUUUUACUCUCAACCCCACACAUAUACAUAAAUAAACAUAUAUAUAUAUAUACAUAUAUACACAUAUAUAUAUA